GUCCUACACAGCACAACUAGUUAACUGCACCCCGCUUCCUGUUAGCAGCUCUUUGGAUUUACGUGAAUGUCGUUCGGCUUCUCUGCACCUCGACUAUGUCGGUAGUGAGUUGAUAUACGUUUUAAAAAUAAUGGGGAGUCACAACUCUAUAUCUUAAAGGUAGUAAUUAGCUAGCAAUAGCGACUUUAAAGUCAGAGCCCGCCCGUUUGUGCUCCUUAAACAAAACGUUAAGCUAAGCUAAAUGGAUUAUUGAGCUGUUUAAGAUGUCGUGGUUUAAUUAUGUCAGUCAAAGCUCAAGUCAACACCAGCCCACUGACAAUCAAGGAAUUACAGGCAUCCUGUGCAGUUCUCCCAACCCAGUGUUCACGUGCCCUGCGAGUUUCCCUGCUCCCAGCUUGGGUGAAUUUCCCCCAGCUCCUCAAGGUGUAGUCAGCCCUCCCAGCCUUGAGAAGCUGUCCUGCGCUUCUCCGAGUGCAGGUCAAGUUAGAGAGCCCGAACCCAUCUCCUACGUAACCUUCCAGGAGCAGCGGUGUGUCCUGAGCUGGUUCCAGAGCUGGACUCCCGUUCAGAGGGAGCGGUUUCUCCAGGACCUUCUGGGGAAAGCUGUGCCGGGGAAAGUGUGCACCCUCCUAGACUCACUCAGCACUCUCCAGGUUAAAGACAAACUUCCAAACAUCUUUGAAUGCCAGCUCCGCCUGUGGACGCAGUGGUUUGAGUCUUGGGGAGAAGAGGAGAGGAAUCAUUUCCUACACAUGCUGGAAGAGCGGGACCCGGAUUUUGUUACCCACUUUUACAGGAGUGUAGCGGGUACAGCAGGAAGAGACUGAGCAAUGUUUGCAUUGUGAUAGAAAAGCAAGUAAUAAAGGGGUGAUGUGUGGUGUGGAAAA
Molecule: messenger RNA, 887 nt
Organism: Neolamprologus brichardi
Lineage: Eukaryota; Metazoa; Chordata; Actinopteri; Cichliformes; Cichlidae
Gene: c18h14orf119
Product: chromosome 18 C14orf119 homolog
Source: RefSeq, a predicted model, not a curated record